CCUGAGGGGGUGGUGUGUGCAGGGUGUGUGGGGAGCAGAUGGUUGUGGAUGUGGGGUGGGUCGCGAGGGGCACUGGCUGAAGGGGAAGGUGUGAGGGAAAGAGGAGGGGAUGGAGCAUCUUAGGGCAUGAGGCAUCUGAAGGGGGUGUCUGAGGGGAUGGGGCCGAGGAGGAGGGGCCUGAUGGGGAGACUCAGCGGGAAGGGGUGUCUUUGGGGGGCUGAGGGGAGGCAGAUCCAAGUGGCAAGAAUCUUGGAUGAGCAGCAGGUUUGAAGCAAGGGGGUCUUGGGACUCCCCGGGGCACCCUGUGCAGGGAGGGCAGGGGCUGGGCCAGCAGGUGCCCAGCUCUGCCGGCUCUGGGGUGACAGAGUGGGGGACAGCUGGCCCAGAUCAGCCAGGCAGGGCAAGUUUUGGAGCAAGAUAUAUCUGGGGUAGCUGGAGAGACACAGAGGGAGAGGAGCCCCCCAAACGCAGGGAACAGCCCCAGAGGUCAGGCGAGAGACGGUGACAGGGACGGCAGCAGAGACUGCACAGGCGGGCUGAGGGCGGGCGGGCUGGCGGGCGGCGAGAGCCAAGACAGAGUGAGUGAGAGGCGCGGAGGGAGGAGGCUGAGCGGCUGGCGAGAGCUAGGCAAGGAGUGAGCGGGAGGCUGAGGAAGGAGAGGCUGGCAGGGAAGGUCUGUGGUCCAGGCCGGAGGGGGACUAGGGACAGAGGGACCUGUGGGAGGGAGCAGGAAUGGAGGAACUGGGGGGCAGAGGAGGCGGGCACCUGGCAGAUGCUGGGGACCUGGGAGAGGGAGAGCCCUGGCAGCACCCCGCUGCUGACCCCUGUCUGUCUCUCCCACUGUCCUCCAUCCUGUCCCGUGUCUGUCCCAGACUCUGCAGGGUCAGCUCCGCCAUGGACUGUAGCUGCGUCUCCGACCUUCUCUUCGCCCCGCCUGCCCUGCCGGCUCUCUGGACCCCUGGGUUUGCCUUCCCGGAUUGGGCCUACAAGCCGGAGUCAUCCCCUGGCUCGAGGCAGAUCCAGCUGUGGCACUUUAUCCUGGAGCUGCUGCAGAAGGAGGAGUACCAGGGUGUCAUCGCCUGGCAGGGGGACUACGGGGAGUUCGUCAUCAAGGACCCUGAUGAAGUGGCCCGGCUCUGGGGCAUCCGCAAGUGCAAACCCCACAUGAAUUAUGACAAGCUGAGCCGGGCCCUGCGUUACUACUACAACAAGCGCAUCCUCCACAAGACCAAAGGCAAGAGGUUCACCUACAAGUUCAACUUCAGCAAAGUCGUGCUAGUCAAUUACCCACUGCUGGAUGUAGCAGCUGCUGCCACUGGCUCCCCACUCUUGUUGACCCCUGGUCCCUUUGCAGGGGGCCCUGGGCCAGAUGCUCCUCCCCUCACCCCAGAGGCCCUGCAGACCCUGUUCUCUGCCCCACGCCUGGGAGAGCCGGGGGCUCGGACACCCCUGUUUACCCCAGAGACGGACAAACUGCGGCUGGACAGCCCUUUCCCGUUCCUGGGCUCUGGUACCACUGGCUAUUCCAAGCCCCCCGGCCUGCUGGGUCCCUACGGCCGCGCCUUCCCUGAGUACCCCUGGAACUUUAACCCAUACCUCACAGGCCCCUUCCCCAAGCUCUCCCCUUCUCUCUAUCCCCCACACUUCUACCCCAACUCCCUGGCCAGUUCCCUGGGCCACCUGCCUUCCACAGGAGCAGGGGGAGGCCCCACGGCUGCACCCCUGCUGGCUGCGACUGGGGAGGGCCCGGGUCCUGAACGCCCCUCAGGCCUGGUGGCAGCCCCUCGCCUGGCACUGCCAGGAGCGGGGGGUCCAGAGACCACGCUGGGCAGAAAGGAAGACAGUGACUCAGAACUGGAGAUUACUGAUGUCAGCGGCUGCAGCUCUGACAGCGAGGGCGAUGAGGGCCUCCAGGUGCCUCCCAAAGCCAAGGCAGGCAAAGGGGGGACCGGCAGCUGAGCCAGCGUGGGGUGAUGGAUUCUGCCGAGGUGGGGACCAGGACAGCCAACCCUGAAGCCUCUGCCAUCUGGUCUGCCCUCGAUGUCAGCCAAGGCCUAGGACCAGGCCCCGGCACCCUCCCAGAGCCCAGUCUCCCUCCCCAACCCCAGAGUGGGGGUCUCGCCUUCCCCUCCAUGGAGGGGGAGGGAAGAAAAUGGCCUCCAGCCUCCUCCCCAGGCUCCAGUUUGAGGGGGGUCCCCGCCUGGCCCCACUCCCAAAGUGCAAUACGGCGCCCAGCCUCCCCUGCCCACCCCUGUGCUGUGACCUGUGUGUUUGUGUGGCCGUGUCUCCAACCCCCUGUGCCGGCCCCCAUCCUGAUACCCUCAUACAGGCCCCCCUGGGGACAGGGAGCUCAGAGCAAUAACCCCGCCCCCAGCCCCUACCCAGGAGGGGCCCCCUCCCCACCAGCUCCCCAUGACCUCCACAGCCACCUACAGAGUUUACUACAAAAAUAAAAGAACAGAGGGAGAUGUGGGGUGCCCAGCAUUCUGGAUGACUGGGGGCUGGGGCCUCCCUCAUAUCGUGUGUGUGUGUGUGUGUGUGUGUGUGUGUGUGUGAAUUGUUAAUGAGAAGGACUGA
Molecule: messenger RNA, 2577 nt
Organism: Marmota flaviventris (yellow-bellied marmot)
Lineage: Eukaryota; Metazoa; Chordata; Mammalia; Rodentia; Sciuridae
Gene: Erfl
Product: ETS repressor factor like
Biological process (GO): regulation of transcription by RNA polymerase II; cell differentiation
Cellular component (GO): nucleus
Molecular function (GO): DNA-binding transcription factor activity, RNA polymerase II-specific; sequence-specific DNA binding
Source: RefSeq, a predicted model, not a curated record